This is a messenger RNA of Musca domestica (house fly), 448 nucleotides long. RefSeq lists its product as uncharacterized. NCBI's taxonomy places the organism in Eukaryota, Metazoa, Arthropoda, Insecta, Diptera, Muscidae. The transcript has a single exon. The record is from RefSeq and is a predicted model, not a curated record. The coding region runs from base 16 to 396 and encodes 126 amino acids.
ACGCCAGAAGUUGAUAUGUUACAAGUUGCGAAGAGUUCCCAAAAUCAGCGGAAAUCUCUAAGAGGGUUUGCUCCCGAAGUUGGCUUGUCCAUUGUGGAUUAUGGACGGCUAUACGACAUUGAUCAAUUCUAUAUCGACUGCCAAAAUUUCCGAGAUUAUUAUAGAGAUCCAUAUAAUAAACUACCAAGGCCCUCGGAGUUCAAGCGACACCAUGGUAAAUGUGGCCUUCGAACAAGGGAUAAGUGUAGCGAAUUGUUAAUGCUGCCUGUGAAUUGGGUUCGUGAAACUCAACCAGUCAUUUAUCCAUUGAACUACGGACGUCAAUUGUCUCUAAACGAAGGCAUAAAACUGACUGGCCAAUAUGAUUGGACUUCUUGUAUUAAAUAUAAAAGGUAAACAAAAUACAAGAAAAUGUCUCCAUGUUAUUUUUCAAGCAGACCCCUUUAAA